AUGCCUAUCGCGGAAUACACGCUUGACGCAGGAUUCGACGAAGCUAGAAUACGCAUAUUGGAACCUCCUAUUAGUAUUAGUAUCGUCCCAGAGGCCCACAAAUCCGUCCGCGCACAGCGUGAGACAGCACGAAAAGGCUCGCCACUCAAGUCACCGCUGCUGCCGCUGGCCCGUGACUGCGACUCUGCUGUGGCACCAGCAGCACCUGCUAAUCAACGAAAGAGACGUCUCGGAAACGAGGAUAGUCUCCUAGCUCAACAUGCACAUGACGUACACGUACUUGAAGUUGAACGCCCAACGAAAAAGGUCAAAAUCAAAAGGGACGCGCAUGAUGAUGAACCCGUCCGUAUAUCCGAUGUCGAUGAACCAAUUUUAGUCGCGUCGCCGUCUGCACCGCAGAAGCACUCCAAGUCAGAUAUCCUUGCGGAGGAAUCAGGCGGUGUGCCUGUACUUGAAUCUGGAGCAAAACACGUCUAUUUCCAUCACCCAAAGCUUGCUCGCCGGCAGGCUGAGGCUGUAGCCAAAUCUAAACACGCGUUUAAAAAGUGUAUCGUUCGCACAGAGAACACCAGCACCACGCAGCCCAAAAAAGCAGGCGCAAGAUCCACACAGUAA
This is a messenger RNA of Psilocybe cubensis, 615 nucleotides long. RefSeq lists its product as uncharacterized. The record is from RefSeq and is a predicted model, not a curated record. The transcript has 2 exons. Bases 1 to 615 code for a protein of 204 amino acids. Lineage: Eukaryota; Fungi; Basidiomycota; Agaricomycetes; Agaricales; Agrocybaceae.